This is a messenger RNA of Paramecium octaurelia, 1350 nucleotides long. NCBI's taxonomy places the organism in Eukaryota, Ciliophora, Oligohymenophorea, Peniculida, Parameciidae. The record is from the annotation of a GenBank genome assembly.
AUGAAUAUUGUAAAAGACAUCUUUAUUUAAGUAAAAUAUUUAAGAAGUAUCAAAAAAAUUAUUAUUUUAUUAUAGAAAAUAAUUAAUAUUUAAUGAAUAUGAUUGCAUAUUAGAAUAAACAUGAGAUUAAUUUUAAUAUUUGAGAAAUUGUGAUAGUANGAGAUAAUUAGUCAUAGUAAUCAUUUAGAGUUUAUGAAAAUUCAACAGUUUUGGAUUUAAUUCUUCAUCUUAACAAAAAUUAAUAAACAGAGGCAGAUAUUAAAUUAUACUUUGAACAACAUAUUUAAUUUUCAGGAGAUUUGAAUUAAUAUUUAAUAGACAUUAUAAGGAAAACAAAAAAUAGAAGCAUAGGGUAUAGGUUAAUUGAAUAGUAUCCCUAAUAAAAAUCUGAGUAGGUAAAAAUUAACUAAUAUGCUUAAUCUGAAAUAUACCCUGAAAGAAGAGUUAAAGCAACUUAAAUUCCAAGUGUUUAUAAUUAAAAUUAGGAUCUAAAUAUUCAUUCAUAAAAUUAAGUUUAGAAAAAUUAAUUAAGAAACAAAGAGAAUUUAUAUGACUAAGAGGAAGAAAGAUUAUCAACAAACGAUAAUCUUGAGCAAGGCAAAUUAGUGUAACACAAAGUUCCUUAUUAAUACCAAUAAUUUUCAUAAUUAGUAUAUCAUCAAGAGUAAAAAACAGAAAAUAAUUAAGAAUCCAAUUAUAAAUUGAGCAUGUACAUAAAAAUAUAUAUAAAGGUCCUAAAAUUUAAGGAAUCUUGAAACAGAAAAUUAAAAAUUAUAGGAUGCAUAUAAAAACCUGUAGAAUAAGUAUCUAAAUUUGAUGGAAGAGAACAAUAGACUUAAGAUAGAAAACUAAAUUUUAUAAAUUAAUCAGAACAAUUAAUAAGUUAAAUAAAUUUCUCCAGUUUCUGAAAGAUUAGAAAACAGAUUAUCUGAAACUACAUACUUCACUAAUAAAUGCAAACAUCAAAUUAAAGAAAAAUAAUUGGAAUAAAUUUUGAGUCAAGCAUUGCUGACUAAAUAGUUGGCAAAAUGUCCAUAAUGUAACAAAAAUAUUAGCAAUAAGCUAUGCUAAUAAUUUAUCAUAUUUGGGCGCUAAUAUCUUGAAAUGAAGAAUUAAAUGGAUUUGUAAGGUUUAAGUGAUAAUAUACAAUAAAAAUUGGAAUAGAAUAAAUAAUUAUCUUUAGUUCGAUGUUAACGUAAAAAUUGUAAUUUCAUAUGUAUUUGGUAAUAAAAUUUGGUAAUAUAAAAACAAUAAGGGUUUUGUCCUAUUUGUUUAUAAAAGUCUUUAGGCAAUCCAUAACUGAAAGGUUAACGUAAUGUCAAUUUACUCUUUAUCAAAGGAACUAAAUGA